AUGGCGUCUUUCUUAAGCAAGUCCUUUGGCCACAAAGGCUACGCGGCUUUUCGACCCACCUACCCAGCUGAACUGUACAAAGCAGUCCUGUCUUUCCACCAGGCCUCUCCGGAUGCCGGGCGCACGCUGGCUGUAGACCUUGGCACCGGGCACGGUCUGGUACCUCGCGAGUUGUCCCCUCACUUUGACUCUGUGAUCGGUACCGAUCCCUCGGCGGGGAUGAUAGCCCAAGCCCGUGAAAUCUCAACGUCUUCCUCCGCAACCUAUCCCAACGUGAGGUUCCAUCAAGCUGCAGCAGAGUCUUCCCCGUUUUUGUCUGACCGACGGGUCAACCUUGUGACUGCCGCGCAGGCAUCCCAUUGGUUCAACUACCCGAAGCUGUGGCCCGAGCUGGCGCGCAUUAUGCAGCCCGGGGGUACGUUGGCAUUUUGGGGGUACAAGGACCACGUUUUGGUGUCGCAUCCCAAAGCGAGUGAGAUCAUCGAGCACUUUGCCUACCAGAAAGAUCCAGACCUCCUGGGAAGCUACUGGCAGCAGCCUGGACGACGCAUUGUACAGGAGAAGCUGCGAGCUGUGGUACCCCCCGCUGCUGAAUGGUAUGAUACCACGCGCAUUGAAUACGAACCUAGUACGCAGGGUAUCGGCAGUGGCCAGGGUACACGCUUCAUGAGUGCCCGUAUGACUCUAGGCGCAAUGGAGGAGUACAUGCGCACGUGGAGCUCAUUCCACAAGUGGCAGCAGCAGUUCCCGCACCAGAAACGUCGUGGAGAGCAUAGAAGUGGUGACGGCGAUGUGAUUGACCGGAUGAUGGAUGCUAUUCGGGAGGCGGAGCCCGGAUUACGCGGAGAAGGAUCCCGAAACAGUGUGGAUUGGAAGGCCAUCGAGGUUGAUGUGGAAUGGGGCAGUGCUUUGGUCCUAGCGCGCAAACGAGCAUGA
Messenger RNA from Penicillium mononematosum, 936 nucleotides. Its product is annotated as putative S-adenosylmethionine-dependent methyltransferase. The coding region runs from base 1 to 936 and encodes 311 amino acids. The record is from RefSeq and is a predicted model, not a curated record. Gene Ontology annotation, molecular function: S-adenosylmethionine-dependent methyltransferase activity. Lineage: Eukaryota; Fungi; Ascomycota; Eurotiomycetes; Eurotiales; Aspergillaceae. The transcript is spliced from 2 exons.